AUGGGCUUUCGAGUUGACCGAGCAUUACGUGCUACCCUUUCGCAUCUCGAGCUAUUACUUCGUGAGGCUGGUGACAAUGAAACCGGUAACCUGCUUAAGAAGAUACUUCAAUCCCCAGAGCAGAUAACUGCUCUUCAUCAGAUAUUCGCCUCGAACUUGAAGCGGACGAUUCGGGAUGACUCUGCUUUCUCUGAACGUCAUGCAUGGUUCCAAAGCUUCUCAUCACAAUCUGGAGAAAACCUGAGCGAGAAGCAAGUGAAUAAGCUUACCAAUAUCACCAAAAACUGGGCGCUUACGGAAGAGAGAAUUGAAGCUCUGUUGUUGUGCUCAGUUCUUUGGUCUAGUUGUCCGCAGCUAUUCUGGGAUGGCGACAUCCCUAACCCAAAUAUAUUCCGACGCUGCUUUGUUGACCUGGAACGGAUAAGAGAGAUUGAUCCAUUAAGAAGAAAGAUUUUGUUGAUCAUCUUGUCACAGCAGGUCCAGGAAUAG
Penicillium malachiteum is the source of this 489-nucleotide messenger RNA. RefSeq lists its product as uncharacterized. Bases 1 to 489 code for a protein of 162 amino acids. Lineage: Eukaryota; Fungi; Ascomycota; Eurotiomycetes; Eurotiales; Aspergillaceae. The record is from RefSeq and is a predicted model, not a curated record. The transcript has 3 exons.